AUGCGUUGGGCUAUUCUCCAGAGCCCUAAUUUCUUCAAACUGCGUACCCAAAAGUGGUCAUACUCGCUUGUUGUCUUCUUCAAAACUUUAUUCGCACAUCCAUACCCACUUGAGGGAUACAUUAGUAAUGAUAUGAAUGAGUCGGUGCAUAUGUCGGGUGAUGAUCGUGUUGAGUUUGUCGAUGUGUCUAACGCUGACAUCGGUCGUAAGGUGUCCAACACAAGUAAUCGCAGAGUGUGGUCAAUAGAGGAGGAAACAACCUUAAUUAAUGGAUUAAAAGAAAUUAUUGCACGUGAGCACCACAUGAACCAAGCGUUCCCGAGCACAGACAUUAAGGCCGACCCACAUAUUUCUUCUAGGAUACAUUACUACGUGUCCUUGAGUUUGAUGAUGGGCUCGUCUGGUUUUGGUAGGUCUGAGACCGGCGCGAUGAUUGAAGUGAAAGAUCCGGAAUGGAAUGCUUUUUUGAAGGUCGACCCAAAAGCAAAACCAAUGAGGGCUACCAGUGAGAAUGAGACAGGAUUUGUUGCUGCAGUUAAUGAUGUUUUAAACAUGCCUUCGACGCCAACUACUCCAAAUCCAUCUAGAAGAUCGGAUACUCAUCAAACCAGCCCACCUGAAGAACCACUUAAGAAGGAGUCAAAUGUGCAUUUAAGUGAGAGUAGCAUCGAGAAAGAAAAGAAAACGUCUGAGGAUGAUGAUCAGUUCUUUGGGAUGUUGUCGUCCUUCUGCAAGCAAACCGCAGAGAACAUAUUGCAAAUAGCGGUGAGUGUCGGUCAUGCACACGCUGAAAAAGAACAACGUAGCAAGGUGUACGAGGCCUUAGUUGUUAUCACCAACCUAACAAUGGAAGAGAAACUUCGAACGUCCAAAUACCUUAGUCAUGAAUACGACACACGG
Molecule: messenger RNA, 900 nt
Organism: Striga asiatica
Lineage: Eukaryota; Viridiplantae; Streptophyta; Magnoliopsida; Lamiales; Orobanchaceae
Source: the annotation of a GenBank genome assembly